Molecule: messenger RNA, 771 nt
Organism: Neltuma alba
Lineage: Eukaryota; Viridiplantae; Streptophyta; Magnoliopsida; Fabales; Fabaceae
Product: agamous-like MADS-box protein AGL61
Exons: 1
Coding region: 28-501 (157 amino acids)
Biological process (GO): regulation of transcription by RNA polymerase II
Molecular function (GO): protein dimerization activity; DNA-binding transcription factor activity, RNA polymerase II-specific; RNA polymerase II cis-regulatory region sequence-specific DNA binding
Source: RefSeq, a predicted model, not a curated record
GAUUUCCCUCCACCGCCGGCCGCCGUAAUGGGAGCCGGAAAGCGGAACACAGAGAUCAAGAAAAUUGAGAACAAAUCAGCGAGGUACGUUUGCUUCUCCAAGCGCCGCGAGGGACUGUUCAAGAAGGCUCAGCAAUACCACAAAAUCUCUGGGCCCCUCAUUGCGGUACUGGUCUUUUCUCCUACUGGAAGAUCCUACGUCCAUGGCUCCCCUUCCUUCGACCCCAUCAUUGACCAAUUCCUUCACAGCUCCACCGCGGCGUCAAUGACGACUAUGACAGCCGCCGGCACCAGCAGCACCGGCGGGAGCUGUAUGACGGAGCCCUCUGUUUCCGACUCUGCCUCUACUACUAACAACGUGGGUUUGAGAGAACAGGUGGAGGCGAUCAAAUUGGAAGGGUGUGACAGUUUGGAGGAGCUGUUGGAGAUGAAGAGGAAACUGGAAGAGGUUAGAGAGACGGUGCUAUGCAGUUUCGCGGACUCGCUCAUCUCAGCAUUCUAGAGUUUUCAAAGAGGUCAUUUUGAUAUAAUGAUUGUCUAUUUUACUUGCCUCUAAAUAUCUCAGAGUGCCUUUCGGAUACUUUAACCCAUAGCUACUGAUUUAUCAACAGUUCCAAUUACUUGGGUUCUUUCCCUCAGUGGAAUAGAAAGCAUGUGCCAUAUUUACUUGUGUUUUGUUUUCCUGGGCAGCCUAAAUCACUCUGCUAAAGGCUUAUGAGAUUUUGACUUGUCAAGUGAUAAAUAUUAGACCAUGUCUAGUUUCUUUCCUGAA